Molecule: messenger RNA, 6761 nt
Organism: Taeniopygia guttata (zebra finch)
Lineage: Eukaryota; Metazoa; Chordata; Aves; Passeriformes; Estrildidae
Source: RefSeq, a predicted model, not a curated record
CGGGCUCCCGCUCCGCUGCGGGCACCGCCCGGGCCGGGAUCGCGGCGGGACGGGGCGGCUGCCCGCUACCGAGUCUCCCGCUGCGGAGGCAGCGUUUGCGGGGUUGUUCUGUGGGGUUUCUUGGGAUUUGGGUUUGUUUUUCUUGUUUCCCGGCGCACUCGGCAUCUGCCUGGCGCGAUCCCCGCACCAGCCCUUCAGUGGCUGGGCUUUUCCCUCUCGCUCUCCUCGCGGAGUUGUUCUGCGCGACGCUGUUGCCCUCUAGUGUUUGCGGGAAUUGGUUAUGGCUCUGCUGGGGGACAAAAUUAGUCAGCCUAGUGCAGUAAUUAUUCAUAACUUCAGGUGGUUAUAGCUGCUUGGAUUCCCUAAAUCCUGUCAGAAAUUGAUGUGUGCUGCUGCUCGGUUCAGCUGUCAUGUGCAACCCUCGGGAAAUGGCAGAAAGCUUGUAUCUUAUUCAAGUCGAUGCCUGAUGUGCUGGAUAAUUGCUUCAGGUUUUGGUGUGGUGAGGUUUUCUUUUUUAAUAGAAUGACUAUACCUUCAGUAAAGCUUUGUGGAAGAUAGAUGUGUGCUGCAAUGGUGACAUAAAUAUUUCAGAGGACUGGAAAAAAUUGUUGAGAAUCUGUGUUUGUUUUUCAUGCUGCUGUUGAGAGCUAUCUAAGGCAAGUAAACACCAUGAGUUUUAUCCUGAAACUUCACAGACAUUUUCAAAGAACAGUCAUUUUGCUGGCCACUUUUUGUAUGGUGAGCAUAGUUAUUUCUGCCUACUACUUGUAUAAUGGCUACAAACAGGAAAACGAACUUCCUGAAACCUCUUCGGAAGUGGAAUGUGGUGAUCCUCAACUGUUGCCAUACAAGCUGAUGGAGAUGAAGACCAUGAAGCCUGUUGAUCCCCUGAGGACAGACCUUGUAGUGCUGGUGUUUGUGGAAAGCCAGUACUCAGCAUUAGGCCAAGAUAUAAUAACCAUUCUGGAAUCUAGCAGGUUUCAGUUUCACAUUGAGAUUGCAUCUGGGAAAGGUGAUCUCCCAGUGCUUAUAGAUAAAAACAAAGGCAAAUAUGCUCUCAUAGUAUAUGAAAAUAUUCUUAAGUACGUGAAUAUGGACUCUUGGAACAGAGGCCUUCUAGAUAAAUACUGUAUAGAAUAUGGUGUAGGUGUGAUUGGGUUUCACAAAGGCAAUGAGAACAGCUUGCAGAGCUUUCAGUUGAAGGGUUUUCCCUUCCAUGUCCACAACAAUCUGGGUAUUUUGGACUGUUGCAUUAACCCUCAUUCCCCACUGCUCCAUGUGACUAAACCUUCUAAGCUUGAGAAAGGGCCCUUGCUUGGAAAUGACUGGGCUGUUUUCCAGAUUAAUCACACAACUUACCAACCAGUGAUACUUGCAAAAGUAAAGACACCAGAAAACCUUUCUCCACCUGCUGCUCUAAGUGCUCUCUAUGCCACGGUAAUUCAUGACUUGGGGCUCCACGAUGGGAUUCAACGAGUCCUUUUCAGCAGUAACUUGAAUUUUUGGCUUCACAAGCUGAUUUUCAUAGAUGCCAUCUCUUUCCUGUCUGGAAAGAAGCUCACACUAUCCUUGGAUAGGUACAUUCUGGUUGACAUAGAUGAUAUCUUCGUUGGCAAGGAUGGAACAAGGAUGAACACCAACGACGUACAGGUAUGUUUAUAUGCUGCUUUACGUCUUUUUCAGGCCCUACUUGAUACUCAGAAUCUUUUGAGAGCCCAGAUUACAAAUUUUACUUUCAACCUGGGAUUUUCAGGAAAAUUUUAUCACACAGGGACUGAGGAGGAGGAUGAGGGUGAUGACCUGCUGCUGAGAUCUGUGGAUGAGUUCUGGUGGUUUCCCCACAUGUGGAGUCACAUGCAGCCACACCUCUUCCACAAUGAGUCCUCGCUGGUGGAGCAGAUGAUCCUCAACAAAAAAUUUGCAUUAGAACAUGGUAUUCCAACUGACUUGGGCUACGCAGUGGCUCCACACCACUCAGGAGUCUAUCCAGUACAUGUUCAGCUUUAUGAUGCCUGGAAAAAGGUCUGGAACAUCAGAGUAACUAGCACAGAAGAAUACCCACAUCUGAAACCUGCAAGGUAUAGACGAGGCUUCAUCCACAAAAACAUCAUGGUGCUUCCUAGGCAAACUUGUGGCUUAUUCACCCACACCAUUUUCUAUAAAGAAUAUCCUGGAGGUCCAAAGGAAUUAGACAAAAGUAUUCAAGGAGGAGAGUUGUUCUUCACAGUGGUUCUCAAUCCAAUCAGCAUCUUCAUGACACACUUGUCUAAUUACGGGAACGACCGCCUGGGCUUGUACACCUUUGUGAAUCUGGCCAACUUCGUUCGUACCUGGACAAACCUGAAACUGCAAACCCUUCCCCCGGUCCAGCUGGCUCACAAGUAUUUUGAGCUAUUCCCUGAGCAGAAGGACCCUCUCUGGCAGAACCCCUGUGAUGACAAACGGCACAAAGAUAUCUGGUCUAAGGAAAAAACCUGUGAUCGGUUACCAAAAUUCUUGGUUGUAGGACCCCAGAAAACUGGUACUACAGCCUUGUAUUUGUUCCUGAUCAUGCAUCCUUCCAUCAUUAGUAACUCCCCCAGCCCAAAAACCUUUGAGGAGGUACAGUUCUUUAAUAGAAAUAACUACCACAGGGGGAUUGAUUGGUACAUGGAUUUCUUUCCAACUCCUUCUAAUGUCACCACGGACUUCCUCUUUGAGAAAAGUGCCAACUAUUUCCAUUCUGAGGAAGCUCCCAAGAGAGUGGCUUCCCUCAUCCCCAAGGCCAAGAUCAUCACCAUUCUCAUUGACCCGUCCGACCGCGCGUACUCCUGGUACCAGCAUCAGCGAUCCCACGAAGACCCCGCAGCUCUGAAAUUCAGCUUCUAUCAGGUGAUUACAGCUGGCCCUCGAGCCCCCUCUGAGCUCAGAGCUCUCCAGAAGAGAUGCCUGGCACCUGGAUGGUAUGCUACCCACAUUGAAAGAUGGCUCACUUACUUCCCACCUUACCAGUUGCUAAUUAUUGAUGGACAGCAGCUGAGAACUGACCCAUCUACAGUAAUGGAUGAAGUACAGAAGUUUCUGGGAGUCUCUCCUCAUUAUAAUUACUCUGAAGCCCUAACGUUCGAUUCUCAUAAAGGAUUCUGGUGUCAGCUCUUGGAAGAAGGAAAAACCAAGUGUCUUGGAAAGAGCAAAGGCAGAAAAUACCCCCCUAUGGAUUCUGAGUGCAGGGCCUUUCUCUCGAGCUACUACAGAGAUCACAAUGUGGAACUGUCAAAACUCCUCCACAAACUGGGACAACCCCUGCCAUCGUGGCUGAGACAGGAGCUACAGAAAGUGAGAUAGCAUUGGAAAAGAGCUUUUUGAAAUCUCCUUCCACACUUCAGCUGUCAUACCUGAGCUUUCCAGCAGCUACCAGAAGGUCUUGUAAGAUAUACCUCUUCAAAAAACUGUAAAGGAUAGAAAUUAUUUCCAUAUGCUGGCAUGUGGAUUGUAAAAAUACAUGUGUUCCUUAGAGCUCUGGUGGGCCAAAUCUUUCUCAUAAACAUUUCUGGGCCUGUGGAGUUGUGGACUACUGUGCACAUACGUGGAAGUUAUUUACAACUGGUAUAAGCAUCAGAGAUACAUGACCUAUCCGAUUUAAUGGUAAAUAUUCACAUUUUUAUAUAUCAGUUUUAAAGUAUCGUGUCUCAUGGAGGUUUUGUAGCCCUUUGUUGGACCACUGGCAAUUUUCCUUAGGAUUUGAUUAUUGUGUUGCAUAGGAUAAGAUAAUGAAAAGUAACACAAAAUGCCCAGAGUAUUUCUGCCUUUGGAAUCAGCUUGCUAAUGCCCAAAGUGUGUGCAAACACUGGGGAGCAGUACAGUUAUCAUGUAUCAUUUAGCUGUGCAUGGCAACAAAUGCACCCAGCAACAUCUGCAAUUCACAGGUGUAGAAAGAAAACCACAAGCCAAAACAGAACCUGUCAUUAUAUCCAGUAACAACAAACCCUUCCAGUGCGGGAAGGGCCUUUGUAGUUAAUAUGUCUGAUUUUGUACUGACUGAGAUGUGAAUUAUCUGAGCAGCAAUUUGAUUGGAUGUGUGAAACACACAAGUUGCAGUGUUAGACCUAAACAGUUGUGACCCAAACUGGAGCAGUGCAAGGAAGAGGCUUUCAGUGCUGGUUCUGUGAGCGGCCAGAGCCGAACACUGCACUCCGGGCUUACGUUGCUCUGAGUCAGGAGUGACUCCACUGACAUGAAUUAAAAACUCCUAAAAAGCAGCAACAGAUCCUUACUUUUAUUGCCUUAAUUUGCGCCACUUUUUUUUCCUUAAUUUAUUUGCCUUUAACCUAUGCUUUUCCUCCCUCAACCUCAUCAAAACUGUAGCAUCUUUAUGCAACCUUCAGAUGACAUCAGCUGCAAAAAUCAGCAGAUUUCCAGAUGAAAAUACCAGUUCUGUUUCCAGAUACAUUAAACAUGUUUGGUAUUAAAUAUUAGGAAUGAGCUUUAAGGGGGACAAAAAUAAACACAGUGUGUAGUCAUGGUAGAAAAUUGCACUCAAAUCAUGGGAAAACACAAAUAUCCGCCUUUGCAGGCAGAUACUUGUGAUAGUUCUCAACAAUACAUCUCUCAAUGCAUCAGUUUAGAUGUGAGAUAAAGUCUAAUUAGUAGUGCUUAGAAGUUGUGGAAGAUCAUUGGAAACUUCAGCUGAGUGUGGCCUUAAUGCUCCUCACAGAACUUUGGCUCUGGGUGUUUCUAAAGGCAUGAAGGGUUAGUGAAAACAAAAAGAACCACAGUACUAAAUGCAAGGCUUUAUACAGGAGUUCUGUUAUGUUUUCAUCAUUUAUUUCAGGGUGAAUAUUUAAAAACAUGCAUCAGAUGGUGGAAAAACUUCCUAUGUCUCAGUGCUGUUUUACGACAUUUAUGUAAUCAAGCAAUUUAACUUUCAAGGUAAUAGAAUGGAAACCAGUCUGUUAUUCCCUAAAUAGAAAACAGAUGUUGAGAUCCUCACUGUACCUCUAACUGGUAAUCUUUAUUAUUUAUUGAUUUUGUCUAUGUAAUACGUGGUUUUGAUAGGCCUGUAAAGAAAAAAAUCUAGACAGAUUUGCUGUAUAUAACAAUAUUCUUUACGCAGCACAUUUUUGCUAAGGGAAUAUGCAUGAUUAAGGAUGAGGACCUACUAGAGUAGACAUUUUUUAAGAUGGAACAUUUCUAUUAUUUAUUAGAAUGAGAAUUUUAUUUCACUUUAAAUAUUCAGUCAUAUGGAUUUGUCUCAAAAGCUGACUUGUCUUAAAGUACUUUGAUAAAAGAAACACUCUGGAUUCUGAACAUCUGUAAAAGCAAAUACUCUGCAUGCCAUGGACUGCUUGUGCAUCCUGCAAGGAUCCAUAUAGAUUUGUUACAGUUAAAUUGAAUAACUGGAGAAAAUACCUGGGGUUUUCAUCCUUUCAUGAUUGAUUUUACUCUUGAUACAACCUGGUGUAACAUCAGUCAAAUGUUUUAAAAAUGCAGGGAUUGCACAAAGCUCCUGUUGUGCAUUGCUGCCUCAGUUACUCUGUUUUCUUCAGUGAAACAGCAUUAUAAAAUAAAGGAGAAUGGGAAAAACCUUGGGCACUGUCAAAUGCCUGAUGUUUCCAGGGUGAGAACACAGACAGAUUGCCUCCUACAUGCAGGAGUGAUGACCUUCAGCAUCAUUCCCAGUUCAUUCUUUGUUUUAAAGAAUUCCCUCUCUGUCUUCUUGCCCUGGGAAAGCAAGGCGCUGAUAGAUUGAGAAUGAGGGGGCAGUCAAGGACCGAGUAGUGACAUUGGUCACAUUGUCCCCUGGGGAAUUUUACAGCCCAUCUGUGGUCGCCAUGAGGAACUGGGACAAUAAAUCCUCCACGUGCAUGGCCUCAGCCUUGGGUGGAUUAUUAGUUGUUUGUAAAAGGAUGGUAUGAAGGCAUAGGAGGUUUUAUUCCAGAACUAUUCUAUUGAAAUGUGUUCUUACAUUUAACAGGAGCCUUUAAAAAGCCCUUUUACCAUGCAGCCAGCUUGGUGAAGGAGGAGGAGGCUGAGCACAGCAUGCAGACAGCAGCUGGGUGUGUGUCAGGGGAUGCACCUGAGUACAGCUGAGUAACCAAGUCAUACCACAUGAGUUACCUGAAGUGUAACCUCUUCUGUUCACAGCUUACCUGCAGUCAGCGUUUGAUUUCCAGAAGUACUCUGUCAGUAUUAAUACUCUGAAAAAACAGGUUUGUUACAACAAAUCUGUUUGCUAGUCCAAGUCAGAUGUUUCAUUGUGGCUGCUAACACAGCCAUGGUUUCUGUUCCCCUGGUAGGUAACUGCACAAGUGAUUUCUUUAACAACUGCUUGAUUUUGUGAGUUUCAUCUCCAUUUGGAUAAAUAUGAUUGCUUUAUGUGGCCAUCAAUGCCAUUAAAAAACAAUCUGUGGUUCUGAGCAGAUAUUGACCAUUUGGGGGUGUAGACACAGAGCCUGAUGAGAAAUUACCUAAUUAUUUGAGCUAACAUUCCUGAGAAUACUGUGACAUUUUCCCAGUUCUACUUGUGCAGAAAGAAUGAGUUUGGAUGAUUUGCAGACUAUCUUGUACAGAAUAUCCUUUUUCAUUGCUUAAAAAUGUGAAACUUCCUCAGGAAGAAAUUAAAUAGAUAUUUCAAUGUUUAUAGAUGUAAUACUCUUUGUCAUUCACAUUGAAUGAAAAUUGCUGGAAACAUUUUUCUCAGAGUUUUUUUUUAAUAAAAAAUAGAUAUUAUUCUGAUAGUGGCAUGGUAUUUGAAGUGCAACAAUAAACUCUGAUAAUAAAAU